Messenger RNA from Didymodactylos carnosus, 2196 nucleotides. NCBI's taxonomy places the organism in Eukaryota, Metazoa, Rotifera, Eurotatoria, Philodinida, Philodinidae. The record is from the annotation of a GenBank genome assembly.
AUGGCCGGCUUCGAUGAUAUGGGAGUGUUUUAUUCCGAUAAUUUUAGUGCUGAUAAUAAUGAACAAGAUAAUCAGCAUGAACAAAGUCGAACGACAAUAAAAAGAAAAUUCAAAUCAUUUAUUCGUGAAUUUCACAUUAAUAAUUUGUUUAUUUACAGAGAAAUGUUACGUCGCAAUUACAAUAGCGGACGAUACUGGAUUGAAAUUGAAUUGAGACAUUUGGCUGAUUAUGAUGAUGCACUGUGUGAUAAUAUAAAAAAACAACCAGCUGAAUUAUUACCACUAUUUGAAGAAUCUGUGAAAGAAGUUGCCGAUGAAAUAACUCGCCCAAGACCAAACGAUGAUAUUGAUGUUCAAGAUAUACAAAUUAUGUUGAUGAAUGAUGCACAUCCGUUAUAUUUGCGUAAUAUUAAGUCUGAAUAUGUUUCAAAAUUAAUCAAAACCGUUGGUAUUGUUAUUGCAGCGAGUAGUAUUCGCACAAAAGCAUCUCAUAUUGCUAUACAGUGUCGUUCAUGUCGUAAUGUAAUAUCAAAUAUCAAAGUAAAACCAGGCUUAGAAGGCUACGCAAUGCCCAGAAAAUGCAAUACAAAUCAGCCUGGUCAACCAAAUUGUCCAAUCGAUCCGUACUUCGUUAUGCCGGAUAAAUGUCAGUGUAUUGAUUUUCAAAUAUUAAAAUUACAGGAGGUACCAGAAAAUGUUCCGCAUGGUGAACUGCCGAAGCAUAUACAACUUUAUUGUGACAGAUAUUUGGUCGAUCGUGCUUUACCAGGCAAUAAAAUUACGUUAGUUGGAAUUUAUUGUAUCAAACGAAACAAUAUGGCCGGAAAAGGCAAAGGUCGAGAACGUUCGAAUAUUGGUACACGCCAACCAUAUGUUCGUGUGCUAGGAAUAAAAAUCGAUACAGAUGGUGCCGGUCGAUCAUCCGUUCAAUCGUUAUCAAGAGCAGAAGAAGAAGAAUUCAUCCGUUUUUCACAAUCAGGAGAUGUGUAUGAAACAAUCUCAAGUAGCAUCGCACCAUCAAUAUAUGGUGCAACAGAUUUAAAAAAAGCUGUUGCAUGUUUAUUAUUUGGUGGCUCGAGGAAACGCUUGCCUGACGGUUUAUUUCGACGUGGCGAUGUUAAUGUGCUUUUAAUUGGUGAUCCAGGAACAGCAAAAUCUCAACUUUUGAAAUUUGCUGAAAAAGUUUCACCAAUAGGUGUUUACACAUCUGGUAAAGGAUCUAGUGCGGCUGGUCUCACAGCAUCAGUGAUGCGUGAUCCAACUUCCAGAAAUUUUGUUAUAGAAGGCGGUGCAAUGGUGUUGGCUGACGGUGGUAUUGUUUGUAUUGAUGAAUUUGAUAAAAUGAGAGAAGAUGAUCGGGUUGCAAUACACGAAGCAAUGGAACAACAAACAAUCUCGAUCGCAAAAGCUGGCAUAACGACAACAUUGAAUUCAAGAUGUUCAAUAUUAGCUGCAGCAAACAGUAUUUAUGGCAGAUGGGACGAUUUAAAAGGAGAUGAUAAUCUUGAUUUUAUGCCUACAAUACUCUCACGUUUUGAUAUGAUAUUUAUUAUUAAAGAUGAACACAAUGAACAACGCGAUACAACUUUAGCUAAACACGUUCUGAAAAUACAUAUGAAUAUUCUAACAUCGGAUGAUGCAGAUGGUGAUAUGAGCGUGGCUAAAUUGAAGAAGUAUAUAGCAUAUUGUCGAAGCAAAUGUGGACCUCGUUUGUCCGAAAGUGCAUCAGAAAAGCUUCGUAAUCAAUAUGUUGUUAUGCGUAAUGGUGCAAAUAUUUACGAAAAAGAAGUUGGACACAAGACAGCGAUACCAAUUACAGUUCGACAGUUAGAAGCAUUGGUUCGUAUAGCUGAAAGUUUGGCUAAAAUGCGUUUAUCUCCAUUUGCAAAUGAGACUGAUGUUGAUGAAGCAUUGCGAUUAUUUCAUGUGUCAACGUUAUCAUCUGCUGGUAGUGGUAAUUUAGCUGGUAUAGAAGGUUUUACAACACGUGAAGAUCAAGAAGAAAUUAGUCGAAUUGAAAAACAAGUUCGUCGAAGAUUCGUCGUUGGUUCACAAGUAUCUGAACAUGCUAUUGUUCAAGAUUUUAUCAAACAAAAUUAUUCUGAACGAGGAAUUUAUAAAGUACUUCAUGCUAUGGUGAGACGAGGUGAUAUUCAAUAUCGAAUGCAACGAAAAGUUCUUAUUCGUGUACGCUAA